CAUUUGUCAAUUUGUGAAUUUUGACCAUGUCUACGAAAACGUCAAUUCCAGCAUUGUUGGACAAUCUGCAGCAGGCAUUGGUCUCUGCAUCAGAAUCUACAGAGAGAAUCCGAACGCCAAUUCCCCCAAAAGAUGGCAUUUCUCUCCUCGACGUCAAAAACGAACUUUUCUUAUCCUAUCUGCAGAACCUCGUCUUUUUGAUAAUCCUGAAGCUACGGCAUCACAAAGGCGACAUUGAAGAACAAGACGAGGGAUUGGAUGAUUCAGUUGUCAAAAAAUUGGUCGAAUUGCAAGUUCACCUGGAGAAAGGUGUGCGACCUUUAGAAAGCAAAUUGAAGUACCAAAUCGACAAAGUUCUACGUGCGGCAGAUGACGCCAAACGCAUCGAAGAUGCUACGCUUGUGCAGAAGAAUGGAACUAGGCGUCCUGGGGUCGAAGAUGGGAGCAGCGAGGAAGACGAGGAUGGCGAUAGUGAUGCAGAAUCCUUGGAAGGCAGUAGUCUAAAAGCAACCGAGAUCGAUGACUUGCAAUACCGACCGAAUCCAUCAUCCUUCGUUCGUCCAGCUGGUACUACGGAAACAGAAGCCAAUGGCAGAUCAGGGAACGGUGUAUAUAAGCCUCCGCGCAUCCAGGCGACAGCGAUGCCUACAACCGGUCCGCGAGAGAAGGAAGCAAGAAGGCCCAACAAGUCUGCCACAUUGGACGAGUUUGUCAAUACCGAAUUGUCGAGUGCCCCAUUGGCAGAGCCUAGUAUAGGUUCAACCAUCGUGAGUGGAGGUAGGAGAAGCAAGAGUGAGAAAGAGAAGAAGGAAGAGCAAGAGAGGCGAGAAUACGAAGAACGCAACUAUGUGCGUUUGCCGAAGGAGACCAAGAAAGAGCGUGCCAAGAAUGGCGGGAGAAAGGAUGCUGGAUACGGUGGGGAGGAGUGGAGGGGUCUUGGUGAGGGUAUUGAUCGCAUUGAGCGGUUGACAAAACGCAAAGAUGCACCAAGAAGCGCGGUAGAGAAGAGCAGAAAGAGACCUACGGACGACGGUCCAAGAGGUAGCGGUGGUGCUGAAUUUGGUCAAGGCAUGCAGAAGAGGCUCAAGACCCUUGAUGGAGGCAGGAGGGAUAGAGGACGGAAGUAGAGCAACAAUUACU
Molecule: messenger RNA, 1140 nt
Organism: Mollisia scopiformis
Lineage: Eukaryota; Fungi; Ascomycota; Leotiomycetes; Helotiales; Mollisiaceae
Exons: 1
Coding region: 27-1127 (366 amino acids)
Biological process (GO): maturation of SSU-rRNA from tricistronic rRNA transcript (SSU-rRNA, 5.8S rRNA, LSU-rRNA)
Cellular component (GO): nucleolus; small-subunit processome
Source: RefSeq, a predicted model, not a curated record